Messenger RNA from Eleginops maclovinus (Patagonian blennie), 6827 nucleotides. RefSeq names its product chromodomain helicase DNA binding protein 3 (gene chd3). Bases 161 to 6532 code for a protein of 2123 amino acids. Lineage: Eukaryota; Metazoa; Chordata; Actinopteri; Perciformes; Eleginopidae. The record is from RefSeq and is a predicted model, not a curated record. Gene Ontology annotation, cellular component: nucleus; chromatin. The transcript is spliced from 40 exons. Gene Ontology annotation, biological process: chromatin remodeling; negative regulation of transcription by RNA polymerase II. Gene Ontology annotation, molecular function: ATP hydrolysis activity; ATP binding; ATP-dependent chromatin remodeler activity.
AAGAGGGGCGGCCAUCUUUGUUGCUCUGCUCUGGUGUAAAAUAUUUCAAAACGCCCCCCUACUUUUUUUUCCCUGUGCCGAUUUGAAUAUUAAAUAAAUAUCACACAUUCGGGGGCAAGAAUACGCUUUUUUUGAGGACGCAUCCAAUGACAGGGAUAUAAUGUCCUCUCCUCUCCGGUCCUGUGAGGAAGACGAGGGCAUGGUGGUUAAUUCCGAGGGAGGAGAUUUUGAUGAAGAAGACGACGAAGGAGACCUAGACGCAAGCGACAUAAACUCGCCGGCGGCGCCAAGGGAAACUGCAACACCAGCCGCGCCAGACGAAGAGGCAGAGAUAUCCGACAGGGAGGUCCCGUGCAGGAAGAAAGGGCGACCCAAGAAAAAGAAGGACACAAAGAAGAAAGACAAAGAGGGGAAACCGGUCAAAGCAAAAAAACGCAAGAAGAUUGACAGCGAUGUAGAGAGAGACUCCGACAGAGAAAGAGACUACGGCGAGAACUCGGACAGCGUAGCCAGCGACUAUGGAUCCGGAGAGAAAAAGAAAAAGAAGAAACAUAAAGAAAGGAAGGAGAAGAAAACCAAGAAGAAGAAAAAAGUAGACGGGGACCGAGACAGCAGUCAGGAGGAAACGACAAAGUUGGUUUCUGCUCAGCAGCCGAUAGAGCAGAAGACGUCGGCACAGCUGGCGAAGGAGUGGGGUCUGGAGGAUGUUGAUCAUACCUUCACAGAGGAGGACUACAGGGAGCUCACCAACUACAAAGCCUUCAGCCAGUUCAUGAGGCCGAUGAUAGCCAAGAAGAAUCCUAAGAUCCCCAUGUCGAAGAUGAUGACCAUCCUGGGGGCCAAGUGGAGGGAGUUCAGCUCCAACAACCCCUUCAAGGGCAACGCCGCUGCCGUCGCGGCGGCCGCUGCUGCUGCUGCCAUCGCUGUCGCCGAGCAGGUCUCCGCCGCCAACGCCUCGCCUGAGCCACCACCGCCUCCGCCGCCGCCACCCAUCAGGAAGGCCAAGACAAAAGAGGGCAAAGGCCCUGGCUUCAAAAAGCGCAGUAAAAGUCCUCGAGUGGCAGACAAGAAAAAGGCUGCAGCGAAGGCUAAAAAGAUGGCCCCCAUUCGAAUCAAACUAUCGCCCAUAGGUGCCAAGAGGAAGAAGAGUUGCUCAAGCGAGGACAUGGACGAGGAAGAGUCGGAGCAGGAGGACUCGAGCGUUCACAGCUCCUCGGUACGCUCCGACAGCUCGGGCCGCGUCAAGAAAAACAAGCGAGGGCGGCCUGCCAAGAAGAAGAAGAAAAACGUGUCAGGUCUCGCCCCUGCAGUCCCGGGGGAAGAGGAGGGCGACGGCUAUGAGACGGACCAUCAGGACUACUGCGAGGUAUGUCAGCAGGGCGGGGAGAUCAUCCUGUGCGACACCUGCCCUCGAGCGUACCACCUCGUCUGCCUGGAGCCCGAGCUGGACAAAGCACCCGAGGGCAAGUGGAGCUGCCCGCACUGCGAAAAAGAGGGGAUCCAGUGGGAGGCGAAGGACGAGGACUUUGAGGAUUUCGAGGAGGACUGCGAGGACAGAGUGAUAUCCGAGGGCAGGGUGGGGGUCCCCGCCGGCGCCGAGGAGGAGGAUGACGACCACAUGGAGUUCUGUCGGGUGUGUAAAGACGGAGGUGAGCUGCUGUGCUGCGACACCUGCACCUCCUCCUACCACAUCCACUGUCUGAACCCCCCGCUGCCCGAGAUCCCCAACGGAGAAUGGCUGUGUCCGCGAUGCACGUGUCUGCAAAUCAAAGGGCGUGUCCAGAAGAUCCUCCACUGGCGAUGGGGCGAACCUCCGUCUCCCAUCCCUGUCCCCCCCGCUCCUGACGCCUCACCUGACGCCCCGCUACCUCCACCCAUGAAAGGCAGAGCCGAGAGGGAGUUCUUUGUCAAGUUGACGGGGCAAUCCUACUGGCACUGCACCUGGAUCACCGAGCUGCAGCUGGAGAUCUUCCACUCGGUGAUGUACAGGAACUACCAGAGGAAGACGGACAUGGACGAGCCUCCCAGUCUGGAUUACGGGUCGGGCGCGGAGGACGAGAACGGCGUGGGGAAGAGCGAGAAGAGGAGGGCCAAGGACCCACAGUACGCCAUAAUGGACGACAAGUACUACAAAUACGGCAUCAAGCCGGAGUGGAUGAUGAUCCACCGCAUCAUCAACCACAGUGUGGAUAAGAAGGGGACGUACCACUACCUGGUCAAAUGGAGAGACCUGACCUACGACCAGUGCACCUGGGAGAGAGACGACAUGGACAUCCCUGACUUUGCAAUUUACAAGAGCAACUACUGGAGUCACAGAGAUGAGAUAAUGAAGGAGGACCCAGACAAACCCCGGAGGAUGAGGAGCAGGAACCAGGAGUGUGAAGAGGAGUCUUUCGCCUCGCCGGUCACUGAUCCUACGAUAAAAUACGAGGAGCAGCCCGACUUUGUGACGCUGACGGGGGGGACGCUGCACCUGUACCAGCUGGAGGGUCUGAACUGGCUCCGGUUCUCCUGGGCUCAGGGCACCGACACCAUCCUGGCUGAUGAGAUGGGCCUCGGAAAAACCAUCCAGACCAUCGUCUUCCUCUACUCGCUCUUCAAAGAGGGCCACACUAAGGGUCCGUUCCUGGUCAGCGCCCCGCUCUCCACCAUCAUCAACUGGGAGAGGGAGUUUGAGAUGUGGGCGCCGGACUUCUACGUGGUGACGUACACGGGAGACAAGGACAGCCGCGCCAUCAUCCGAGAGAACGAGUUCUGCUUCGACGACUCGGCGAUCAAAGGAGGGAAGAAGACCUUCAAGCUCAGGAGAGAAGCUACCAUCAAGUUCCACGUUCUUCUGACCUCCUAUGAGCUGGUGACCAUCGACCAGACGGCGCUCAAGUCCAUGGACUGGGCCUGUCUGGUGGUGGACGAGGCUCACCGCCUGAAAAACAACCAGUCCAAGUUUUUCCGGCGUCUGAACGAUUAUAAGAUCGACCACAAGCUGCUGCUGACAGGAACUCCUCUACAGAACAACCUGGAGGAGCUGUUUCACCUGCUCAACUUCCUCACACCCAAUCGCUUCAAUAACCUGGAGGGCUUCCUGGAGGAGUUUGCAGACAUCUCUAAGGAGGACCAGAUCAAGAAGCUCCACGACCUGCUGGGGCCUCACAUGCUGCGGAGGCUGAAGGCCGACGUCUUCAAGAACAUGCCGGCCAAGACCGAGCUGAUCGUCAGGGUGGAGCUGAGCCCCAUGCAAAAAAAAUACUACAAGCUGAUUCUGACCAAGAACUUCGAGGCUCUGAACUCUAAAGGCGGAGGGAACCAGGUCUCCCUGCUCAACAUCAUGAUGGACCUCAAGAAGUGCUGCAACCACCCCUACCUCUUCCCUGUCGCCUCCAUUGAAGCUCAAAAAAACCCUAACGGAGCUUACGAGGGGUCGGCCCUCACUAAGGCCUCUGGGAAACUGACGCUUUUGCAGAAGAUGCUGAGGAAGCUGAAAGAUCAGGGGCACCGAGUCCUGGUCUUCUCACAGAUGACCAAGAUGCUGGAUUUACUAGAAGAUUUCUUGGAUCAUGAAGGGUACAAGUAUGAGAGAAUUGAUGGAAGCGUAACGGGAGCGCUGAGACAAGAGGCCAUCGACCGCUUCAAUGCUCCCGGUGCUUGUCAGUUCUGCUUCCUGCUCUCCACCAGAGCCGGAGGGUUGGGCAUCAACCUGGCCACCGCCGACACCGUGGUCAUCUUCGACUCGGACUGGAACCCUCACAAUGACAUACAGGCGUUCAGUCGAGCCCACCGCAUCGGGCAGGCCAACAAGGUGAUGAUUUACCGCUUCGUGACGCGGGCCAGCGUGGAGGAGCGCAUCACGCAGGUGGCCAAGAGGAAGAUGAUGCUGACCCACCUGGUGGUCCGGCCUGGCCUGGGAUCCAAAGCCGGAUCCAUGACCAAACAGGAACUGGACGACAUCCUCAAGUUCGGGACAGAAGAGCUCUUCAAGGACGAACUCGAACGAAUGAGGAAUAAUACCCCGGGGGAUAAAGGGGAGGACGAGGGCAGCGUGAUCCACUACGACAGCAGCGCCAUCGAGCGGCUGCUGGACCGCAGCCAGGACGACACGGACGACUCGGACGUCCAGAACAUGAACGAGUACCUCAGCUCCUUCAAAGUGGCCCAGUACAUGGUGCGGGAGGAGGACAAGAUCGAGGAGGUCGAGCGAGAGAUCAUCAAACAGGAGGAGAACGUGGAUCCGGAUUACUGGGAGAAACUACUGCGGCAUCACUACGAGCAGCAGCAGGAGGAUCUGGCGAGCAAACUGGGCAAAGGCAAGAGGAACCGCAAGCCCGUCAACUACAACGACGCCGCGCAGGAAGACCAAGAGUGGCAUGCUGACAUUUCAGAUAACCAGUCCGAGUACUCAGUGGGCUCCGAGGAGGAGGACGAAGACUUUGACGAUCGGCCAGAAGGUCGAAGGCAGUCGCGCCGCCAGCUGAGGAAUGAGAAGGAUAAACCUCUGCCUCCUCUCCUGGCCAGAGUGGGAGGAAACCUUGAGGUGCUGGGCUUUAACACACGCCAGCGAAAGGCAUUCCUGAACGCCGUGAUGCGCUGGGGGAUGCCCUCUCAGGACGCUUUCUCCUCCCAGUGGCUGGUCAGAGACCUCAGGGGCAAGACGGAGAAAGAGUUCAAAGCUUACGUGUCUCUCUUCAUGCGUCACCUGUGCGAGCCGGUGGCUGACGGGGCCGAGACGUUCGCAGACGGCGUGCCGAGGGAGGGCUUGUGUCGCCAGCCGGUCCUCACCCGCAUCGGCGUCAUGUCUCUCGUCAAGAAGAAGAUCCAGGAGUUCGAGCACAUCAACGGCCGCUGGAGCCUCCCAGAGCUCAAGCCGGAGGUCAUGGUGGACAAAUCCUCCUCCAGGGCGUCCUCUCCGGCCAUGAAGACCACCACCCCCACCCCAGAGGCCAGCUACAACAACACACCUUGCACCUCCAAGCCAGCCACCCCUGCUCCAUCAGAUAAGAUGGAGAAGAACGGGAAAGAGGAGGACAAAGAGGAAGCGGAGGCCUCAUCCGACAGAGAGAAAGCAAAGGAGAAAGAGAGGGAUGAUGGGAAAGAGGGGGAGAGUAACAGCACUGCAGACCCUGAAGAGAUUUCCUCUCCGACGAAAGACUCAUCACAAACGGCGUCACCGAGUCAAAAAAGCGAAGGCAAAGAGGACAGCGAGCUGAAGGAGGAGGAGAAGAAAGAGACGAGUGACGCCACACCAGAGGAGAAAAAAGACCAAGAGGAGAGGAGAGAGGAGACACAACAAGAGGAGGUUAAAGAGGAGAAAUCAGGAGAAAAGACGGAGGAGAAGGACAAAGAGAAGCGGGAAGAAGCACCAACAGCGAGCGACACGACGGACGCCAAGGAAAAGCCUGAGGUGUCUGACGUCAAGAAAGAGGAAGUCAAAGGUGAAAGGGAUGCUGGGAAAGAAGUGAGAGCAGUGAGGGAGGAUGCGCCCAGGGGAAACGGGAGGCCUCCCAUCGAGCGACCUCGCUUUAUGUUCAACAUCGCAGACGGCGGCUUCACAGAGCUGCACACUCUCUGGCAGAACGAAGAGCGUGCUGCCAUCUCCUCGGGGAAGAUGAACGAGAUCUGGCACCGCCGACACGACUUCUGGCUGCUGGCGGGAAUCGUGAUUCACGGCUACGCCCGGUGGCAGGACAUCCAAAACGACCCGCAGUUCGCCAUCGUCAACGAACCUUUCAAGUCGCAGGCAAAUAAGGGCAACUUCUUGGAGAUGAAGAACAAGUUUCUGGCUCGACGAUUCAAGCUGUUGGAGCAGGCGCUGGUGAUCGAGGAGCAGCUCCGGCGGGCGGCAUACCUGAACAUGACCCAGGACCCCAGCCACCCGGCCAUGGCGCUGAACGCCCGCUUCACAGAGGUGGAGUGUCUGGCCGAGUCACACCAGCACCUCAGCAAGGAGUCGCUGGCGGGAAACAAGCCCGCCAACGCCGUCCUCCACAAAGUGCUGAACCAGCUGGAGGAGCUGCUGAGCGACAUGAAGGCCGACGUGACCCGCCUCCCCGCCACGCUGUCCAGAGUCCCGCCGAUCGCCGCACGCCUGCAGAUGUCCGAGAGGAGCAUCCUCAGCCGACUGGCCAGCAAGGGCACCGAGACGCACAUCCCCCCGCCCAUUCCCCCGGGACCCUACGCAACCCCUCACAACUACGGAGCCCCCUUCACCCCCGCCCCCCCGAGCGCCCUACUCAUGGGAGGGGCCAACUACAGUCAGAUGCCGCCAGGAUCCUUCUUAUCAGAAGCCGCUGCUGGGGCCACCGGGGGAGCUGCGUGGGGAGCCGCCGGAGGGCCAAACGCUGCUUGCCAGAAGACCAAGGAGCACGACGUGGGGCAGCGGCAGCGGGUGGUGGACCUCUGGAAGGACGGCAAAUCCGAGGGGGCCAUCGGGCAGGAGCUGAGGAUGCCCAAGUCCACGGUGCACAGCAUCAUCGUCAAGUACCGGCUCAGCAACACCGUGGAGAACCUGCCGCGCAACGGCCGACCAAAGAAACCCUGAGUGGGGGGAAGGGGACAUAGGAAAUUUGGAUGGAAAAUCCAGGAAUGUAACAGAAUAAAAGGUCGAAUGCAUGAAGAGGAAGUCCAAUGAGGACCCAAAGACAGAGCACUUUGACACUGCCGGAAUGUGAGGAAUAAAAAGGGGAGCGGUAAAGCUCACUGGAUAAUACAAAAAAAAGACGUGGCGGCGCUUGAAAGAAAACAAGCAAUCAUUUGCAGAGAGAGACGACCAACAUAAGGAGGGAGAGGUGAGGAGCUGGCUCCGAGAUCAAGCUCUAAUGAUGCAUAGGGCGGCG